AGUAACUCGCAUAUUCUUGCAGCCAAGUCUUUGAGCAGCUAUUACACGCAGCAUUUCACAACCUACUUCGACUGCCAUCUUCCACUACGAUUUCAUCUACGGAACCACCGUCGCGAGAUCCGGUUUAGUGACUUCAUUGAUAUCCUUUGCUAGAUUUGGCGGAGAUGGAGGCUGUUGAGUACGUCGUCAAGCCGGUGCAGGACUUCGCCAAGGACAGCAUCAGACUAGUGAAGCGGUGUCAUAAACCAGAUCGGAAAGAAUUCACGAAAGUGGCUUCCAGGACAGCCAUUGGGUUCGUGGUUAUGGGAUUCAUCGGUUUCUUUGUGAAGCUCAUCUUCAUCCCCAUCAACAACAUUAUUGUCGGAUCGUAAUUAAGGUCUUGCAGGCCCAUUCUGGUUAGGACGCAGAUAAGAACUCUGUUCCACAAAUAUGAUAUGACAAUCUUCUGUUGGCUGUGGUUAGUUUUGCCAUAUUAAAGUGUCUGCAUGUUAUAUGGAGUUUCAAGAGCACUGAAGCUGACUACGUUGACAGUAUUGUUUGAUAGUGAUCUUGACAGCAUCCGACUACUACAGUGUGCUAUGGUGACAGUUGUGCCAGG
Molecule: messenger RNA, 598 nt
Organism: Closterium sp. NIES-67
Lineage: Eukaryota; Viridiplantae; Streptophyta; Zygnematophyceae; Desmidiales; Closteriaceae
Source: the annotation of a GenBank genome assembly